AUUUGUUUAAACAGCUUUUGCGAAAAGUUUCAUUAAACAAACAAAUAGUUGCAAUGAAAUUGUCGCUACUGUUAGUGGCAGUGGGAGUGUUGGGAGCGCAGGCCGACUGGCAAUUGGUGUGGAAAGAUGAGUUUGACGGCACCCAACUCAACGACAACGAGUGGAACUACGAGGUCGGCGGCAGCGGUUGGGGCAACAACGAGCUCGAGUACUACACGUCGCACAACGGCAACAACGCGCGCGUAGACAACGGCCAUCUGACCAUCAAUGCCAAAGUGACUGCUGAGGGCGGAAGACAGUUCACCUCCGCUCGACUCACAUCCAAACAGUCGUGGACUUACGGCAAGUUCGAGGCGCGCGCCAAACUGCCCAAAGGCAAACACUUGUGGCCCGCCAUAUGGAUGAUGCCCAAAGACAGUGUCUAUGGCGGAUGGGCGGCGAGCGGUGAGAUCGACAUAAUGGAAGCCAGAGGAGAGAGGCCGUCAAUUGUGCAAGGUACCAUUCACCAUGGUGGCGCCUGGCCCAAUAAUGUUUAUCACGGCUCUGGUGAGCACGACUUCGGCCGAGACUUUACCGCCGACUUCCACACCUUUACGCUGGAGUGGAAUAACAAUCAGAUCAUGUGGUCAGUCGACGGCCAGAUAUAUCACACCGAGAAUAUCAAUAAGAAUAUGUGGUCGGGAAAGGGCCCGAACCCAUACAACCACAAUGUGGCCCCAUUUGAUCAGCGAUUCUUCUGGAUCCUCAACGUCGCCGUCUCCGGCAACUUCUUCCCGGCCAACAUCUAUGGCCCGCCCGUCACUCCCGAUGAGGCCCGACAAUGGGCUAAGCCUACAAUGGAGAUCGACUAUCUCCGCGUUUACCAAUGGAAGUAAACCAUUUGCGCUCACAUUCAUUGUUAAUGCACUUAUUUUAUUGUUAAAUAAAUUUAAUUUCAAUUUAA
Molecule: messenger RNA, 943 nt
Organism: Medioppia subpectinata
Lineage: Eukaryota; Metazoa; Arthropoda; Arachnida; Sarcoptiformes; Oppiidae
Source: the annotation of a GenBank genome assembly